This is a messenger RNA of Lytechinus variegatus (green sea urchin), 4291 nucleotides long. Its product is annotated as dnaJ homolog subfamily C member 22-like. The record is from RefSeq and is a predicted model, not a curated record. Gene Ontology annotation, biological process: endocytosis. Bases 342 to 1415 code for a protein of 357 amino acids. NCBI's taxonomy places the organism in Eukaryota, Metazoa, Echinodermata, Echinoidea, Temnopleuroida, Toxopneustidae. Gene Ontology annotation, cellular component: plasma membrane; early endosome. The transcript has 4 exons.
CUUCCAUUGUCUUCUGCUGAACCUUUGACCCCGCACCAAUGCACAGCUGACAUGUGUACUUGUAUUACUCAGAAAGAUACUUCGGUCCCAUGCGCUUCGAUUUAUGUACAGUCGACUUGCAACUCUAAGAACGCUAUUGAAUUCAAGUAAUGUUAUAGAAGUUUCAAAAGCUAGAAAAUUGGAAUUGAGCUUGCCUUCACAGAGCACAUCCUUGCCAGCCUUGUGUGACCAAACAACGCCAUUAUUUCCCCAGUGAUAUGGUAUCUGGCACCAAGAGCUCAUUUUCUUCAAGGGGAUGAAGUGCUACUCUAAGAGCAACAUUUGCCAAUAGAACAGAGACCAUGGCAAAGAAGAGAAGUAUUGCCUACUUCUUAUGGUUAGUAGGUGGUUGGUUUGGACUUCAUCAUUUCUACCUUGGAAGGGACAGACAUGCAUUUGUUUGGUGGUGCACAUUAGGCGGAUUCUUUGGACUUGGAUGGCUCCGAGAUCUCUUCUGUAUCGGGCGUUAUGUUGAUACAGCAAACGAUGAACCAUCUUACGUUGAAUACUACACAGAGCUCUUAAGAAGGGGCAGGUAUCCAUCUUUCAGUAUAUCCAGAUUUGCUGGUCAACUCUUUGUCAGCGCAUUCUUUGGAUUACUUGCAACCUCUGCAGUACCUAACGAUGUCGCAGAUGUUUUCCCCAUCCUGCGACCUCUUCUUGCCCCAUUUGCUGUAGCCCUAGGAGUGCAUUUGGUUGGAAACAUUGGCAGAGAGGAAGGGUCAUUGAAAAAUGCUCUUAUUGGAGCAUAUAUACCAGGUAUUCUUCUGUAUGCUGACCCCAAUAAUAUAGUGUAUCUAUCAAUAUGCAGUGCUGUUUACUUCAGGAAGAGUGUUGCCUAUAGGCGGACACCAGAAAGAUGGAAAACAGAAGGCAUAUGUGAAAGGAUAGUUAUCUUAGGAUUAGCUGGAGCUUUAGUGUGUACUGCUUGGGGCUGUGCUAUAUAUUACAACAUGUCUGUGACCACUGCCGAAGGAGAGACCAUCUAUGUGAAGGAUGCCCUCACACAUUUCUUUGAGUCACCUGCCUGGAAGGACUUCAAGGAGGUGAUUGGACAAAUCUGGAAGUUGAUUCAGGAGCGAGGUUGGAAGGAGGCUUAUAAUGAGUUUGUUGAAGCCUUGGAUCCGGAAGGAGAAGCUGCAGCUCAUAAAACCUUAGAGUUAGAGGAAGGAGCAACCCAAGAAGAGAUCACUCAGCGAUAUCGUAAACUAGUGCGUAAAUGGCAUCCUGACAAACACAAAGGUGAGAAGAAGGAAGAAGCUUCAAUUCGUUUUAUGGAGAUACAGGAAGCCUAUGAAAGACUGUCAACCAUCAACGCUCGCAGGGCUAGUCAUAGGAAAGAACAUAGCUUCGAAGAUGAACCAAGAAGGUAUUAAAUAUUAACAAAGAAAGCAUUCAAAAUUAGUAAAAGGAAAACAACCGAAGGAAAGCUCAAAGAAAUGCAAUAUUCAAAUAAUAAAUAAUUUCAUUCUUUCAUUGAGCUUACCAAACAAAUAAAUAGCUGUGCCUUUAUAGAAUGAACCAAUGGGGUUUGAUGAAUUCAAAUAGAUCCGUGAAUUCACAAAUUUUAAACUUGAAAAGAAAAUCAUGUAUAAUGAAUAAAAUUUUUAUGAUGAUGAUGACAUAAAUGGUAUCAUCAUGUAUAAUUUUUUUAUUUUUAUCUAAUGUUCUAAAUGUUGUAAAUUAUCAGUCUUGUAUGUCUUGAAAGAUUUUCUUCAAAACUGUAAAUUUCAUUUAUGCAAUAUGCCACUUUCAUAUAAAAUCACGAUUUUUCAAUGUUUACAGUAACAAGUAAGAAUACUUGUAAAUUCCAUGUGUGAUAGUACUGCUCAUAUUAGAAAUUCCAUUGUGAUGAAAUAUUGAUAUAUAAAUAAUUUGUGAUCUUUAGUUAUUAUAUUUCAUUUGUUGAAUUAAUAAGUUUCUAGUGCUUUUAUUAGUUUUACAUGUAUAUUUUGCCAAGAAACAUUCCAAAAAAGUCAAUGUAUCAAUGCAUUGUCUAUCAGUAUAUUAAAAAUUAUGCAUAGGCAGGGUAAGGUUCUUUUUAUUAAAAAAAGAAGAAUUACAAAUGUACAGAGGAUAAGUCACUCUGAUCAAAGAGAUUGUUGGGUAAAUGAAUAAAAAUAAAAACAAAUUACUGCCUUGAAUAUUUUUACAUUACGAGUUAAUCUUAUAUUAAGUUGUUGUGCUAUCACCAAGCUCAGUUUAUGAACUUUAUGCUUACUACCUCCAUCUUUUGGAUGUCUGUCAUUUAAUGGCAUGGUUUGACCAAGCCAAACAUGAACACUCUUAUGGCGUCUGAUCAUUCUAGGUUUACUUGUGAAAUUGGAAGCCAUUUUAAUGAUCCUCAUAUGAAGUCAGAGGCUCAUUUCAGCCUUCUUUUAACACUAAUAGUUUCUUAUUAAUUCAAUUCAAUAACACAUAUAUGUUUCACUGCAUGUGUGAUACAACCACAUUAAUUUGAGUUUCAGAUGGAUACAUCCCCAACCCCCCUCACACUGUUCAUGGGCAGAUCAAGUACAGGCAGUAUAAAACAUGGUCUACUUGGUGUAAACUUGUGGAAUGACACACUUGACGAAUAUCACAGUGGGUUUUAACCAAAAAAAUGGUCAUCUGAUAACCCUGAUUCAUUUAGCUUGUUAUGUGCUAUCAUUUACAAGCCACCAAAAUGUUGGAACUUGAUUAGUUAUUAAAAGAGCUCAUUACUUGUUCCAGCAUUGUUAUUGAUAAUAAAUUUAAUUAAAGGGGGCUACAGUAUUUGAUUGCAGAAAAGAAAUCAAGGCUGUGAGAGUACAAAUAAACAUCUUGAUUAUCACACAAAAAACAUGCUUGUACCAGUAUGUAUGAUUUUUGCCAAAGACCUGUUACUUUAUAUUAUGAAUAUGAUUAUAAUACAUUUCUACCUUCUUGUAAAAAAAUAAUAAGCUUUUGAAUAUUCAAACAAGAAGAGACCAAUCCUACAAGUUCUUACUUGUUUAGUACAGGAAAGUGCCUAAUGUAAUAGUAUAUUCAACCCUGGAAGGGGGGGGGGGCACUUCCAUUGAUGAUUGGAUACCAUGCACGUCCAUGGGGUUUCGGAAAGCACCCUAAACAAGUAUUUGCAAUGUUCUAAAAAUAUACCCUUGACAAGUAUUUCCUUAAUUUGACCCCCUAAACAAAUACAGCAAGAUUUUAAUUGUUGUCACGGACAUGAUCACAAACGUCUAAUUUACCUUGGGUUUAGUAACUCCCAUCCUCCCACACCUCGGUCAAUGCAAUCGGACACUAAAUACGUAGUAUAAAAAGUACAUCCUUUACAAAGCAUGUUAGUCUAUUUAUACCCACUCAAAUUGGACCGUAAACACAGCUUUCCUUGCGAAAUAUAUACCUUUUGUCAGUAUUUUGGUGUUUUUGACACCCUUUAUUACUCUUCAAAAAGAGAUCCUUUUUACGCAUCUCUUUUGACACGCAUGAUAUCCACUUGUCAAUGGAAGUGCCCCCCCCCAUACCCCCUGGGUAUAUGUAUAUUUAUGAUGUAGAGGGUGUGUGUCCAGGGUAUUAUAUUCAAAGUAGAUAUAGCAUAAAGGAAAUCAUAGCAUGACAAUCAGUUUAUUAAGAAAAAUUAGGGUGUCAUACUGGAACAUUUUAGCUAGUAUAUGCCAACAUACAUAGGCCAUGACAAGCCAUUUCCUUGAUCCCUUUUUUAUAUCAAGAAUUGCCUGUUAACGACCCAAAUGAUUCUUCAUGUAGUGUUUGAAUUGAUAGUUGAUAGUGUUGUUGAUAUCAAGAAUGGAAUAGUUGAUACAGUAUGGGAUCAAAAGAGAAAACGGCUGGGCACACUCAAGCAGGGACGUGAGUGUUGUAUACACUUGCUACAUCAUCAAAGUGUGACAUCCACUUUAUUAAUCUAUCAUCAAUGUAAAAUAAUAAUAAAGAAUACAUACAUAUAUGCAUUGUAUAUCUGUUGAAUACAUUUCAGCCAAGGUUCUUAAGACUCUUGACUAUAUUUGUUAUCUUCUUUGGGUUGAUAUUGUUACUUGUUUGGAGAGUGAUUUCUGGACCAGUAGUUUGAGAAUUUGUGAAACAAAUUAUUGUAAUUAUUUUAUAUACAUAGUACUACUCUGAUAUUCAGGAUUUUAUUCUAAACCUAUGCAUACCAAAGGUGGAAAGUUUUUCAUGCCAUUUGUAUAACGUCUCUGUAUUUCAGUACUUUUUUCUUAAUUGGGGCUCAUAUUACCCCCCAACCCCCCCCCCCCCAAAAAAAAAGGGAGAAAGA